Mucor velutinosus is the source of this 7680-nucleotide messenger RNA. RefSeq lists its product as uncharacterized. The transcript is spliced from 12 exons. The record is from RefSeq and is a predicted model, not a curated record. Lineage: Eukaryota; Fungi; Mucoromycota; Mucoromycetes; Mucorales; Mucoraceae. The coding region runs from base 1 to 7680 and encodes 2559 amino acids. Gene Ontology annotation, molecular function: protein binding.
AUGCCAAACAGCACACCCAACUCUCGUUUCAAUGCUACCAUCAUCAACAUACACUCGCCUAACGAUGAGAUCCAUUCAGUCAGCCAUGAUGAGUCCUUUCGUCGCACUUCAAAUGCAUCCAGCAACAACACGCACAAUACGGCCACAAGACAGCAGCAACAGCCACCUCCCAAACCUUCUCCCAAGGUAGAAGAGUACAGAAAGAUGAUACAGCACAUUAUAGGCAAAAUACUCAAGCGAAAGAGACCACCUACUGCCUUGUUCCAUCUAAGCGAGCUUUGUAGAACAACGCAAGUAUCCGAUCAAUUUGAAAACGAUGAUACCAUUGAUUUGCUGAUUCAGUUGAGAUCUGCCUUGAUGGUGUGCCAUCAAGUGGGUCUCAGUGCGCAAGUGCUGAUGCAAGGUGAGCGUACACCUUCCGCCUCACCAGCCUCAUCCAGGGCAAACUCACCUGCACCAUCACCUCGCACCGGCAGUCCAGCAGCUCGCUCGGCCGAUGGACCAGCAGCAGCUUCCUCGUCCAACAAUGUAGCCAAAGAAAAGAGAUCAGAGUUUGAGACCAUUUUGUAUGUCCUUGGUGAUCUGGUGCUGAACGACAGUCGAUUCAAAACUGCCAAUCCAAAGCCAUCUCGACCACCUUACACAAUGCAAACUAUUUUAAUCGAUAUUGCGCUGCUUCUUGUACAGAUUCGCGAUGAUUCCACUGGAUUAUACCACAUUGGCACUGUAUUUCUACCAGCAUUUGAAGCAUUUUCGGAUGGAAACAUGUUGGGAAAACUGCUCUCUCUGUUUCUAGACAGUCUACUGCCAAAAUUGAUGAAACUGAAGGAUGAACCCAACAAACCUCAUGCGUCGCAUCUACCAAAAUCCUCUACUUCUUUUGCAGAAGCCACGCCUCGAAAAACACACAACCCAAAUACACCCACUAUCAAUAUCCAGAGCCCUGAGCCAGAUCAGGCUGCCAAUACCCCAAUGAAAAUGUCGCAUCUCACCAUUGAUACACGACCUUAUUCGAUAGACUCAACUGGAGCAGGAGGACCUUCAUCACCGCACUCGCCACAUUACUCACCUGCAGCCCAAAGUAGCACACACAGCAGCAUUCAAGGCCAAAGCACCGCUGAAUACCAUGCCUACGCCUUGUUUACGCCCUUGUUGUUCUUUAUGAUUCAGUACCUGGAUCCCUAUCUAGCAGCACAGCCUACAAAAGCGCAACAGGACAAUUUAAGCUUUUCGCUUACGAAGCAAGCCAACUCAAUCCACAACUUUCAUCGUGCACUGUCAUUCAUGAUGAGUUGCAAGCCAGACCUCUACCUGGAUAUUUUGGAUGUGAUUUCGCAUAGCAGUUCCGAAGUGAAAUUUAGGGCAUGUCAGAUUUUGUUGUACUACUACUUUGUCAGUGUGGGCCAUGUGAUGGUGGCAGAUCCAUUGCCUUUGCUGGGGACGCGGGAGGAAUUGGAGGUCUUGGAUCAGCAUAGGGAGCAGCAAGAGUUCGAAGAGCAGCGUCAAAAGAACCAUCAGUACAAUCGUCAGCAUCCCACUUAUCAACAGCAACAGCAGCAUAAUCAUCGCCCUCAUUUGAUGCGACACCCAAGCACAGUAGAAUCGCUGGAGGAAGAUGACGUCGAGGAUCAUCAUGUGUGGUAUCCCUACAUGUUUGACCAUGCCUCACCUAAAUCAACAGACCUAUUCGACCCAAGUUCAAGUAGCAGCAGCAGCAGCAGCAAUAGCACAUUCCCACUCUUGGUACACGACGACAUGAACGAGGCCUUUUGCAAAGAAUGCUUCAAGCUAAUCAAGGGGUUUGGAUUGCGAUGUUAUCAGUGCAAAGGAAGUGUUCACUACAAUUGUUCCAGUGCUGUAGCCGACAUGAAGGAACAAGGUCUCAUGUUUUACGUCAAGGCAGGUGGCAUUCAAAAGGUGGUGACACCUCAGUACUGCAAUAUACCACCACAGCCUCGCUUUCGAGACAUGGUUAACAGAGGUAUUCUGGGCUGGACCAUCAAGUCCAAUGCGUCUCGUGUGGGUUUACUGGGCCACAUGUUUCAACUGGUUAACCUGUAUACAUUGACAAUUUGUGCGUGCUGUGGAUUGCCAUUGUGGGAUAUCACUCAACAAGGAUAUCACUGUAUGGAAUGUAACCGGUUUGUGCAUGUGCAAUGUUUGGCAGAGGCAGAAGAGGUCCAUGGGUUUCGCGUCUACGACAAUGCCCGCAGCAGCUUUCAAGUGUGCGUGCCUUAUCAGCCCUUGCUAGAGAGUGAUAUCCAGAUAGCGCAGUCUGAUCUGUCCAAAAGUUUGUGUGCAUACUAUGGUGAUGCCUUGCCAACAAGUGCUGAAACAUUGGAUGGCAGAAGUUUCGAAGAAGUCGGUACCAUGCUGAACGUAUUGGUAUUGCAAGAUCAUAUACUGCACUGUGGCGUGGCUGCUGGCUGUAUACUCAUCACACAUGAGUCGGACGAUCCUCUCCUGUCACAACAGCCACAAGACAAGGCAACAGCAGCAUCCAUCGACACCCCUUUAUUCAAACUAGACACGCAACCAUCUCAUUGUGCUGUGCUGACAAGGGCUAUACAGCUGUGCUCAGACUAUCUCGCGUCAGGCAAAUGCUUUGGCUCGGUCUUUCUCACAGACUUUUGCGGCAACAAGGCAAGCACAAUGGACAAAUAUGUACUGAGCAAGGAGGAAUACCUGGGCCAUCUCAGCGCUAUGAUCAAGUGUCUUAUGACUAACUUUGACAGUGGAAGUAACAUUACAGCAGCAGCAGCGCCGCCACUCUCCUCGCCUAUGCAAUCUACGACAAACACCUCAACAGCAGACAAACGAAGAUCCGCAGGCGAUGCCCGUGGUUUCUUGCAAGUGUCACCCAAUCCAUUCGCUCAGGUCGCCAGCUGGGAAGACGAUCAGGACGACGAUUUUAGUGAGGGCCAUGUCCCUCAUGAAUCCCUGGAUCGCUCCAUGCUGCUAUCAUGGCUCAUGACGAACCUCAACUUCAAGAGUCGAAAAGCAGCUGAAAUCCUGUUGCAGCAUAUGCGAAAUCUGGGUUUCUUUGAGCGUUUUGAUGCUUCCCCAAUGCUGUUUCCCAGCGACGACAAGCUCAAAGACCAACAAGACAACAAGGCAGUGCAAAUAAUUUUCCCUGUGCCUUAUGCUAUCGACUGCUCUGCUCAUGUGGAGUCGUUGAUCAACUCGAUAGAGGCCUGCUUGCAAGACGUGGAUCUCUCAAUAAACGAGUGUGGACUGCUGCUAUUGGUGAGACGAUGCUGGCCAGAUCCCUUCAUGUCAACUUACACACGCGAACGACUGAUACAUGCGAUUGUUGGAUGGAUCUUUGAUGAAGAUGAACGUCUUUUAGCUUUACACGCAGAACUGACGUCCAGCAAGAGUCCCCAUCAUGUGCACGCUGCCAACAAGCAGCAAAACAAAUGGGCUCAAGCAGCACUGUUAUCACGUAUGAAGGGAGGCAGUGGAGGCAAUCCUACGACAGACCGCCACCGACUGAGCACGUUUCGCCAUACAACGACAGCAGGCGUCAGCAGUGGCGCCAGCAGUAUUUAUGUCACAACGCGUGCUGCUUUACGAGAUCGCUACAUUGUGCGAUGGAUGGCCACCAUCCACGAUAUGGACAAGGAUGCUUACACGGACAUUUUGUUCAACGCCAUGGAGGAGAUUGUGGAUAACAAGUAUGAAGAGUGCGCUGUGCCAAACUGGGGAGAAACGCAUGAUACCAAGAAACACGUGUUACAAAAAUACGAGCAAUUGAUCGGCUACGUCCUCAAGCUCAAGACAAAUGGCCUCACGUUCGAUUCGUUAGAUUCUAUCUUGCAACAGUGGCUUGAGAGAACGCAUAUGGAGUUUAGUCAUCUUGGUAUUCUCCAGGAAAAAGAGCCAAUGGAUAUGCGCCAUUUAGCCAAACUCUGCUCCACCCGAGUACCGUUAACAAAAUCAGCAUCUUCUGUUGCUAUUGUAGCCAAUCCUAUUGAUAUCAUCAUGGCUCAGUUUGAUGCUGGAGAUACACACAGUAUUGAUCGUGGUAUGCGUUGGCUGACACUGGUCACUCACUCUGGCACCGGCAUUCCUUCCAACUCACUUUCUCAUAUUGCUCGACUGAUGGUCGCUGCUCGUACGCCUUUAGACAUUACAGCUGAAUUUGUCAAGAUUCUGUGGUUCCAAGCUGUGCAUGGGCUGAAUAUGCCUACCCCGCGUGCUGCAGUGAUUGAUAUCAUUGGCUACUUGAAUGAAAUUGCACUGGAUACACUGCAGGUCAAUAAUGAGAGUCAAUUGUUAUCAGAUCAAAGCCUGACCAGUGCGCAAACCUUCAUCAAGUAUUCAGCUGCCUUGGCUUGUUUUGCCUACAACUGUCCUCUCAAGCAUAUUGUUGAACUGGGCAUUGUCCCGCAUGUAGGUGAUCGCGCUAUCAGUAAUGCUGCUGCACCACACAGCAAAAGAACAACCCUGUCAGAGAAUUCUGUCAUGAUGCAAGCUGACGAAAAGACACCGUUAAUCCAAUGUAUGCUGCGCUACCUGCGAUUUGAUCAACUCAAUGUGCGACAAGAUGUGAUCAAGAUGUUUUACGGCUUGUUUCAUUGGGGACUUGGCAUCAGCAACAAGGACGAAUUUAUGGCAAAAUGUAUGCCUCAAUUGAUUCCUUGUAUCUGGGAGCUGUUGACACCCACACACGAUUAUUUGAGUGACAUCAAUCUAGGCUUGUUGAUGAAGUUGAUUAGCGUGGAUGUGCGCUAUUUCCAGGCCUGUGUAUUCAAGAUUUUUGAAGAUGCCAAUUGGGAAGUCAGGUAUCAGGGCUUGGAUAAUCUCUUUGGACUGUUCACCAAGAUGGAUGCUGCCUUUCAGACUGAAUGGCUCAAACUCCUGUCUCAUUUGGGACCUGUGUUUAGUUACUUUGUGGGCUGCUUGUGGGACAAGGAAGAGUACGUGCGAUCCAAGGCGUAUGCAUUGAUCAGAACAUUUGGCACACUGCACUUGCGUUCAGCAUUUCGUUGCUGGGAAGCCUACUUUUUAACAGCCACUGACAGACAGAAAAUGUCGUUGGUAAGCUUGAUGACACAGUUGAAUGCGCUGUUUCCUGACUGGCAAGUGCUCCAAUGGGAGUCAUUAUUGGAGGCUUUGGAAAUGAAGACACCGGUAGACAUCUUGGACGAGUAUACGCGAUCCCCUUCUUCUUUGGAAGAUGACUUGAUCAAGGACGCUAUGGAUGUGCCUAGCAACAACGAAGCACAUCAUCAUCAUGACCAGGAAUCGGCCGAGUCAGAAAAUGUCAAGGUACUGAUGCUUACACUGGCACUGCAGAUGCUCAGCAAUCACCUCAGCAUUGAGCCAGCCCAGAUAGCUCGACUCAAGUUUAUCUUGGUGCAGCAAAUGAAUUUUCAAAACUGUCAAUUGUUCAAUGACGGUGGAGAAAUCACAGUUGAAUUUGGCCUGCUACAGUACAACCCAAAGGAUCCAGCGCGCGUUGCCGUUAUGAUCUCGUGUAUCCGUGGGCUAAAGAAGAUUAUGGAUAGCUUUGCUCCACUGCCAGCAGAAACCGUGGCUGCCAUGGCAUCAGACUCAUUGGAACAAUCUAGAAUGAACCUCUCUGAGAACAGUAGUCCUGGUGUCCAUUUCAUUGAUGUGGUGCUCAAGAUGAUGAACUCGGGCAUUGAUUUGACAAAGCUGGGCCACAUGAUGCUAAAGGCAUGGCUUGAAAUUGUGUUGAUUGUCGUGUACAAGCACAACAUUCUUGACAGAGAGUACGAACAACACAUUGUCACCUGCAUGAAGCAGAUUAUUGAUCUCCUAACAGAAGACGUCAGCGAAGAAAACAAGCUGCUUAUAUUGGAAAUAUUAAAGUGUCUCUUGCGUCGUUCUGACCAUCUCACUGCCAUGGUGUUAUCCAAGCAAAUCCUGGCUCUAGGCAAACUGAUGACAAAGCUGGGUGUUCGUAACUCUGAACCUGUGUAUCUCAAGGCCAAGCAGUUUCUCAAGAGCGCCUUCUUGCGUUUUGCUGUUGCUGGUUUGUUUGUGCUCAUGUUCAAGAAUCAAACCGUGUCAGACGCCAAUGCGGGUGAUGUCGAUCUGUUCUUUGUGUUGCGCACUGUCAUUGACCCGGAUGAUGUAAUCCCAGACGAAGAUGUGCGUGGCGAGAUCAUCUAUCUCAGAGAUCAGCCUGUGCGUGAUGUGCUGGACAAGCUGAUGAAGCAGCAGAUGGAGCGGAAAGCCUUCUCUACUGUAUUGCACAACACCAGUCGAUACGUGGAAACUGUGCACACACACCCUUAUUCUGAGAACAUCCUGAAUGACUAUGCUGGCUUUAUCCACGCUCUCAUCAAACACACAACCGACUGGAGGCGCUCUGAUUGGAACAUUAACCCCGUAUUCACCAUGUCGGCCAUCCUGCUGAAAGAACACCCGUAUCAUCAUGCCAUCCUGCUGCCUCCUAUCCAGGCCAUCUUCAAGCAUGGCCUCUCUCAUUGCGCUAUACAGCCUGAAGCCGUUGUCAAGCUCAUGGCAGCCUAUUCAGCUAUUGCGACUAUUCCUGGUGCUCAACCCAGCAAUGUCUUUGUGGAUAUCAUGAUGGAUGAACUCAAGCAUACCAUCGCCAAUGUGUCCAAGCCCAACAAGGACACGCUUUUGGUACUGCUUCAGCUUGUGCUUUGGGACACAAAAGCCAAUGGUCAAGCGUGGUACACCACCAUGGAGACUUCAAUACUAGGCGAUAUGUUGCGUGGACACCAUCGACUACGCUACUUUGAUAGCAAAUUACUGGAGCUGCUGCCCUUCUUUGUUGGUUUCAUGAAGCGAGCUUCUACUAGCCAACAGUUUACAAAAAAGGAUUUCAAGGUGUACAGCUGCAUUGCUCAAUUGAUUGUGGCCAUGUGUCUAAAAGACCCUAAAUUGAUGGUGAUCAUAUUUGGUUAUCUCAAGCUGGAGGAUGGCACUGAAUGUCUUCGAUUUUUAAACUGGUUCAUAUUGACAUUACUGCGUGAGAAUGCAGAUACGCUGCUGUAUGACAUGCUUGGUUAUGAGGUUGUGCUGACUGAACUGCUGGUGCGUACCUUCAACACGGUAGAGGUGGACUUUCAUACACCAGAUCUCAACUUUUCCUACAAUCCCUCCAGUGAAAAACUGUUGUUAAGCUUUUUGCUGCUAAAAUCCUAUGUGCUGUUGAAAUUGAGGAGUGGCAAUGUGAAUAACGAUAAUCCCAUCAAGACGCGGAUAUUGAACCCCAUUUCAUUCUGGUUGACAUUGUGGCCAGCGCUUCGUCGAUUGCUGGAUUUGAUUGAGCCAUCUACGCUCUUCAUGUCUGGCAAUGUCGGCUUAUCUGUAUGGAACAUGUUUCUGUCGUUGUUGCAGUUCUUAUUUGCAUCUCGUAGUGAAGUUGUCAUGAUCAAUGCCUACGAAUGGAGCGAUUUACUGGAUGAUCUCUUGAAAAAGCUGGAUCAGGACAAUUAUCAUAUUUCACAUCAGGACAAUGGUGGUAUGGAUCAUGUCAUUUCGCUGGAUGAUUUCAGAAAGCAAGUGACAAAGCUCAAGGCUAUGUUUGAUGUGCCUCCCAUUGAAGUUCCUGCUGCCAUCAUGAUCAAUCAACUGUUUUUAGAGAUGCGUGAUGUGAUGCGAUUGCAAGCUGAGAGUAUACAGAUCCAAGGCAAUAAUCGGGCCUUGAUGCAAACGAUAAGCCCUACCUUUUGA